This is a messenger RNA of Coccidioides posadasii C735 delta SOWgp, 963 nucleotides long. NCBI's taxonomy places the organism in Eukaryota, Fungi, Ascomycota, Eurotiomycetes, Onygenales, Onygenaceae. The record is from RefSeq and is a predicted model, not a curated record.
AUGUCUAUUGUUAGAUCUAGAAGCCUGGGAUUCAUCGGAAUCGGGGCGAUGGGUCGACCCAUGGCGGAAAAUCUCGCAAGCAAAUUACCACCCCCUUCCAUUAUUAACAUCUACGAUGUGUCCGAGAAGGCGAUGGACGAGUUAUCCAUGAGGAAUGACGGAAAGAUAGUGAAGUGCUCAAGCGCGAAAGAUGUGGCAGAAAAAUCAGUACGCAUUGCAGACUUCCACAAAAGCCUUUCAACAUUCAGAUUCUCGCCAAAAGGCCUAGAAGCUGGGAUAUGUACCGCCGAUAUAUCCAAUAAGCUGAUCAUCGACUGCUCUACAAUUGAUACCGCGACAAGUCUCUCAAUUAAAGAGAAUAUUUCCGCAAAGUUUCCCAGUGCAUCGUUCUACGAUGCGCCUGUCAGUGGUGGCGUGAUCGGUGCUAAAAAGGGGACUAUCGCGUUCUUCCUUGGUUGCGCGAAUGACGACCCAAACCUCCCUCAGCUUGCAGAACUCGCGUCUAUGAUAGGCAAGCAAGUCAUACCCUGUGGUGGGCCAUCCCUAGGCCUCGCAGCAAAGCUUUCGAAUAACUAUCUCUCUGGCCUGAUCGCCAUCGCUUGCUCGGAAGCAAUGAACAUGGGAAUGCGCUCAGGGCUGGAUCCUCGUGUGCUGGCCAACGUCUACGCCGCAGGUACUGCACAAAAUACGAUCUGCGACCGGUUCAACCCUGUCCCGGGUGUAUAUCCUGAUUCUCCGUCGAGUAAUGGAUACAAAGAGGGGUUUAAAGUGCAACUCAUGAAGAAGGAUAUUGGGCUGGCUGUUGAGAUGGCACAGAGAGUCGGGGCACGGUUGGCCUUGGGCGAAGCGGGCCUGAAGGCCUAUGCAGACGCUAGUGAAGAUCCCAGGUGUAGAGAUCUAGAUUCGAGGGUUGUUUAUCGGUUUCUAGGGGGAAUUGAGGAUUGGGAAGGGAGAGAGCAGUGA